This is a messenger RNA of Vicia villosa (hairy vetch), 916 nucleotides long. RefSeq lists its product as uncharacterized. The coding region runs from base 98 to 916 and encodes 272 amino acids. Lineage: Eukaryota; Viridiplantae; Streptophyta; Magnoliopsida; Fabales; Fabaceae. The record is from RefSeq and is a predicted model, not a curated record. The transcript has 2 exons.
CGGCUUCGAUCAAGGGUUCCUCGGGGCAUAAUUUCCCAGCUCGUUCGUCAUAUCAAGAUCGUUGCUUAGCGAAGGAUUCUCCCCGGCCAUCUACAUCAUGUCUGCAAAGGCUAUGCCGGAGAAGGAGGAUAAUAUCCUGAAACAAGCAUUGGAUGCGAGGAAGAAUCAGAAGAAGAGGAACCAGGGUACCGGAGCUGGAGAGAACUCAGGCUCGGCAGGCUCCCCUCACAAGAUUCAUGUCGACGAGAGGUUACCCAAGAGACCUCGUGCUUCCGAGGGGGGACGUCCGGAUCAGUCGAACCUGGGUCCCGGGCGCGCCUUCGUGUUGCCUUCUUGCUACAAGGAUGGAGGCUAUUUUGAGAAGUUCCCCUUGGCUACCUCACCGGAUGAAGCUCGUCGGAUCAGUGAUAUGGAUCCCCCGUCUCUUCAGAAACAGUUGGCGUGCGACAGUGCCGCCGUGGUGAGGGUCUUGGAGAUGGCCCAAGUGUUGGCUAGUGGAGGUUCGGGCUCGACCGAGGCCCUGAAGGAGGCCGAGGCGGCUAAGAAGGUGGCCGAGGACAAGGUGAAGACCAUGGAGGUCGAGCGCAAGGAGUUGAGGAAGAAGGUCGAUGCGGCCCUGAAGCAGAAAGAUGCGGAGGUCGCGGCUGAGAAGAAAAAGCUGGCUGACCUUCGACUCGAAUGGGCUCCCUCGGCUGACGAGUCGCCGGAUGUGGCAGCUCUGAAGUCCAGGGCUGAGUUUGCGGAGAAGAUAGAAAGCCUGAAGAUAAGCCUGACCGACAUGGCCGACGUCGGUUUCGAGCGUGCUCUUAACCAGCUGAGGCUUCUGAACCCUGGUUUGAAGGAGGAUAAUGUCGGGCUCUCUUCGAGGAUCGUAGAUGGCGUGUUGGUGCCUGAGUCCCCGGGGAGUGAAGAGUAG